AAACACACAACCCAUUUUGUUAGUUGUUGUUGGGUUUUAGAGAUCAAUAAUAAAAGGAAUAGUAGUAGUAGUGAAAAAAUGGUUGUUGUUAUGGCCGGGGAAAAUGGAAAUGGGUCGUUGUCAAGGGCUAUGAACGCCAAGAUUAUGGGUUCGGGAAAUGAAGCCAUGGUUCUGGCUCAUGGGUUCGGAGCCAACCAGUCAUUAUGGGACAAAAUAGUUCCCAAGCUGAGCCAGGUGUAUCGAGUUGUUGUGUUUGAUUGGACCUUUUCUGGUUCCAUUAAGGAUCCAAAUUUGUUUGAUCCUAAAAAAUACUCUUCUUAUUCUGCUUUUGCUGAAGAUUUGAUAGCUUUGCUUGAUGAACUUGGCCUCACUUCCACUAUCUUCCUUGGCCACUCCAUGUCUGGCCUUAUUGGCUGCCUUGCUUACACUAAAAGACCUGACCUUUUUCGAUCUCUCAUUCUUCUUUCUUCUUCUCCCAGGUAUAUGAAUACAGAAGACUAUGAAGGUGGUUUCAACAAAUCGGACAUCGAUCAAAUCAUAGCAAAUAUUGAAUCCAACUAUGAAAAUUGGGCCACAAAUUUCGCUUCUCUGGUUGUCGACAAAGCUGAUCCUCAAUCACUGAGCAGGUUUCAGAAAUGCUUGAAAGAGAUGAGGCCUGAGGUUGCAGUGCCCUUGGCCAGGACUGUGUUCGGCGUAGAUGAAAGAGAUAUUCUUGAAAAGGUCGACAUUCCAUGCAUCAUCCUGCAAACAAAAAACGACAUUGUUGUCCCUGCCUCGGUUCCCAUCUAUAUGCAGAAGAAAAUCAAAGGAAGUUGCACAGUGCGAGUUAUUAACACUAAUGGACACUUCCCUCACUUAACUGCACACAUCGAGUUGCUUCAAGUUCUUGGUGAAGUCUUGGGCUUUUGACACUCAAUAGAUCUUUAGUGAAAUCUUGGGUUAGAAAAGAAAGUGAAUAAUGUUGAUGAAAUUAAGUGAAUAAUGUCAGUGUGAAGUGUAGUGUGCUUAUAUUACUGGGGGAGUUGAUGAAAUUAAGAUUGUUUUGCAUGUAAUGGGCUUUUACGUGUAAUUUUGUUGAGGUGUUUUCAUUCAAUAGAUGUACCAAAACUUAGUCUACUUAUUUUAUUCUCUACAGCCAAGUAAGAAAAGGCAGUUUGUUUGACUUCACAAAUAUAUCUAAUGAACAAGAAAGUUCUGCGAAAA
Messenger RNA from Benincasa hispida (wax gourd), 1203 nucleotides. RefSeq names its product alpha/beta-Hydrolases superfamily protein. The record is from RefSeq and is a predicted model, not a curated record. NCBI's taxonomy places the organism in Eukaryota, Viridiplantae, Streptophyta, Magnoliopsida, Cucurbitales, Cucurbitaceae.